AUGGAGCUACUUCCAGAAGGUAAAAAGAACCAGGUUCAAGUGCUGUUUGAAGAUCAGCAAAGGAUAAAUGAGUUUUCCAAGUUAAUAAUGAGAAAGGAUGCUACUGCCCAGGAAUUGAGCAACGUCAAGCAAGAGAAAGAAUAUUUGGACGAUGUAUCACUUGAGAUAGAAUUGAUAGACGAAGACGAGCAAAUUCAAUACAAAAUUGGGGAAGCGUUCGUGUUCAUGAAACAAAGCCAGAUCGUGGAGCAACUGGAAAAGGACUCCGAACGGUUUGACAGAAUGAUUGAAGAACUUGAAGACAAGGAGUCACAAAUCGACAGUCGUAUCAGCGAGUUGAAAACUCAGCUAUAUGCCAAAUUCGGCGACAAUAUCAAUUUAGAGCGCUGA
This is a messenger RNA of Lachancea mirantina, 390 nucleotides long. The record is from the annotation of a GenBank genome assembly. NCBI's taxonomy places the organism in Eukaryota, Fungi, Ascomycota, Saccharomycetes, Saccharomycetales, Saccharomycetaceae.